Molecule: messenger RNA, 1638 nt
Organism: Naegleria gruberi
Lineage: Eukaryota; Heterolobosea; Eutetramitea; Acrasida; Naegleriidae
Exons: 1
Coding region: 1-1638 (545 amino acids)
Source: RefSeq, a predicted model, not a curated record
AUGUCUUUGCUAUCAUCAUAUGAAACAUCACCAAACAUCACUACAGGUCAAUCAAUUUGUGAUAAAAGAUUGCUAGAAUUAGGUCAACUGAGCAGAGAAGGAUACAAUGCCACAAUUACUAACAAUAUUUGUCCAGAUAGUAUUUUCACUCCGAUAUUUGCAAGUGGAAUUUUGAUAUUUUAUAUUGUUCUGGUUUGUUUUGGGGUGUUUGGAGUUUAUUGGAAGAGAAAUAGUGGACAUGUCAAGGCACGUCAUGCGACAUUUAUGAUUUUGACAAUUGUUGCUAGUUUUAUGUGUGUUUUGUUGACGUGUUUGAGAUAUAUUGUGGGGAGGAAGGUGAUGCCUUGUUUUUUGUAUAGUAUCUCUAUAUUUAUUACGCCACCUGCCAUUUGUCUGCCAACUGUUUUGAGAUAUGUCAGAACUUUCUUCUUGUAUCGAUUGAAUUUGAAGAAAGCAGCAAAUGUGAGAGCUAGCAAAGAGUUUUAUAUUCAAAAGAAUACUGAACUAGAGAAGGAAGAAGUCAAAAGUCCAACUCGAGAUGUCCAAGUUGAUUUGACAUUUAACAAUGAAGAAAAUAAUAAGGAAAAUAAUGAAUUGAAUAAGGCUCAAUCAGAACAAGAAUUGAAUAUUACAUCGAAUAGUUCUGUGGAAAAGAGUGAUAUUGAUUCGAAUUCGGAAGGUUUAGACCAAGCUUACUUGGACUAUUCUGAAUCGGCCAUGUUUUCCAAAAGUUUCAAAAUUCUUAACUUUAUUUUGAGUAACAAGUUUAUUGUACUGGUUUAUAUUCUCGCAUUUGGAUUUCAUUUGGCUGUUUGGGCUAUCUUUGGAGGUGUGGAUGAGAUUUUAUGGAACACUUCAGGGAAACGAAUCUUCCUGUGGAGUGUGAGCAUGUUUCAGUUUGAUACUGGAUGUGUAACAACUACGAAUGGAGUAAUUUUGAUGGUUAGUGAGGCAGCUUUCUACAUCAUUCUAGAGUUUGUCUUUUUUAUUUUAUUGUUUUUUGUGGAUAGAGAUACGUGGUCAAUUAAGAUUGAAGCAAUUGUGAUGAUUAUCAUUCAGAUUAUAUUGGCAGCUUCAUUUCUUAUAAGUGGACAAAUUGAAGUGAUUAGAUUUUUCACAGAUUACAUAGUUCCAUAUGGAUUUGCUGCAUUAUUGUAUCCAAUUUUGGAAAUUUUAAUUUCAGUCAUUCUUCCAGUAAUUUAUGCCAUCAGACAAGAUAGAAAAUCAAUCACUCAUGAAGGAAAUCAAAUGGAAAUCCUCCUCAGAAAUAGAGAGACAUUCUGGCUCAUAUUGGACUAUGCAAGACGAAGUUAUUGCCCCGAGAAUAUUCUUGCAUAUAAGGAUAUUGAGAAUUUCAAAAAAAUUUCAAAAAAGAAUAGAAAGCAAGUUGCCCUCAAGAUUAUCAACACCUACUUGGUGCAUGACUCUCCUCUGGAGCUUAACAUUCCAAAUGCCUCGACGAGAUAUCAUGAAAUUAAUACGUUUCUUACAGGACUAGUUGAUGACAAUGUGCCUUUAGAUCUCUUUGAUGAUAUCAAACUAGCUUGUCUGACAAAUAUGACAGACAUCUUUGAACGAUUGAAAUCUAGUAAUUUGGAAUUCAAACAAAAAGUUGAAUCAUUGAACAAAGGACAAUAA